Colletotrichum orchidophilum is the source of this 909-nucleotide messenger RNA. RefSeq lists its product as uncharacterized. The transcript has 3 exons. Bases 1 to 909 code for a protein of 302 amino acids. Lineage: Eukaryota; Fungi; Ascomycota; Sordariomycetes; Glomerellales; Glomerellaceae. The record is from RefSeq and is a predicted model, not a curated record.
AUGCUUGGAAAUCUAGAUUUCGACCCGGAAUACGUCCCCGGCGUCAAGCUCGGCCUGCACAUCUUCCAGUUCAUCCUGUCCUUCGCCAUCUGGGCAUUGGAAAUCGCCGUCUUUAGAGCUGACAAUGCCAAAAUCGUCGGCAACAAUGGGUGGACUUUCGGAGUGUGCUUUCUUUCGCUACCGGCGUGGAUUUACCUGAUUAUGGCGCCGCGGUGGCCGAGGACGAGAAAGUUGGCCAACCCCUACGCCAUGGCCAUCGUAGACGCCUGCUUCACCAUCAUCUGGCUCUCUGCUUUCGCAAGUCAGGCGGCCUACAACACGGCGAACGAUUGCGGUGACGGCUGCAAACUCAGCAAGGCCAUUGUCGGCUUGGGCGUUUUCGUAUGCCUUCUCUUCGGCGCCAGCACUUUUGUCAGUCUGUACACCCUCAAGUACUAUCAGUUCCACGGCAAGCUCCCUGGCUACGACAAGGAGAAGCUCAGCGGCGACAACAUCGACCCCGACAAGGCCGCCUUCUCCAUGGCGCCCCACGACGAGGAGGCCUAUGCCCCCGUCCAGAUGGACGACCACGACGACAACACUACACUCUACGGCGGCAACGCCACCGGCAACCACGGGUACGCCAACGACAGCUAUAACAGCCGCUACGGUGCCGGCAGCUCUGCCUACGGCGCCGAGGACGAUGACCCGAACCGCUACGGAUCCCUCCCCUCUCGCCAGAACGGCGCCAUGUUCGACAGCGAGACCGAGUACCACUCUCAAACCCAUCCCCAGAGGCCCACGUCCACCAGCCCCGCGGCGGCAGUACAACCGUACACCACCCCCGAGCCGUACGGCGCAGCGCCCGCCUAUGAUGACGACCGGCCUGCGCAGUUCCCUUCCGCGCCCUACGAUCGCACGAUGCACUAA